Molecule: messenger RNA, 2015 nt
Organism: Neodiprion fabricii
Lineage: Eukaryota; Metazoa; Arthropoda; Insecta; Hymenoptera; Diprionidae
Gene: Eogt
Product: EGF domain-specific O-linked N-acetylglucosamine transferase
Exons: 11
Coding region: 382-1983 (533 amino acids)
Cellular component (GO): endoplasmic reticulum lumen
Molecular function (GO): protein N-acetylglucosaminyltransferase activity
Source: RefSeq, a predicted model, not a curated record
UCAAAUAAUAUUUCUGACAAACCAGCUCCGAUCCCUGAUGUUUUCAGACCUGAUGGGCAGACGAUCUGAUAUGUAUUUGAGUCCGUAAUACAUAAAAAAAAAGGCGUCAAACUUAGUGAGCUUUAAUUGAAAGAAUCGAAGCGCGACGUAGAAGUGUAUUCAAUGGGUAGUGGCCAUAUUGGAGGCGUCGAACAGCUGUGCUUGGCUCUCUGGCUCCGAAUGUGAAAGGCGAGGUGUAUGACAUGCGGCAGUAUCCGAGCAUUCUACCAUUUUACGCGUGUGAAAUACCCGCGUCAAAGAUCACACGGGAUCGGCUUUCGUCUCGUUCUGCCAGCCGGCCUCCAGUGAAUUAGGAAAAUUGUUAAAGUUCCAGUCUGGCCGAUGUCCGGCAUGGGUUUUAAUUACAUCGUAAUUAUCUUCGUUCUCGCUUCGGUACCGCCGGAAAUUCUUGCCGAUAAUUACACGAACAUCAAUCUGCCCGAUGAUCAGCUCAAGUUUUACUUCAAUUCAUUCCCGUCGAUGACCGAAAAGUGUCGAAACGAUCCGGACUGUCCUUAUAAGGAGCACCUGGACAGCAAAGCGUGCUGGGGAUACGAGGACAACUGCAAGCCGGAAAACGCUUACUCGAUACCAAAAUGUCCGGGAGAUCACAAGGGUUGGGUAGCCACAAAACAGGCCCAACUUGACACGUUUUAUACACAGGGUGAUUUCGGCUAUGUCCGGGAUCAAAAAAGGGAGAUGAGGAUAUUAUGCGAACCUCUUUUUCUCGACGAUUCAUCGCUCGAGUGUUCGAAUCACAUGAGAUUCUGCAGAGGCCGAAAUAUUAUGAUCAAUUUCACUGAUCUCGCUAGUCGAAGGGAUCCGAUAAGAUACAAGAUGGACGUUUUGAAAGAAGGUCAAAUCGGUGGCUAUUGCACAUUAAACGAAGGUAGACUCAAGGAAAAUGCAGACCAUAUCAGUCCCUUGCAGUCGUGGGGACCAGAAAUUCGAAACUUUAGAAAACUGGCUAGACGUCCAAUACCGGAAGGGGAUUGUGACGUGGUUAUUGAAAAACCGACAUUUCUCAUGAAAAUUGACGCCACAGUUAACAUGUACCACCACUUCUGUGACUUUUUCAACCUCUACGCAUCCCUUCACGUCAAUUUAUCGCAUCCGUCAACUUUUGAUACUGACAAUCAUAUUUUGAUAUGGGAGAGUUAUAGUUAUCAAUCAGCGUUUGAAGAUACUUUUGCUGCAUUUACCAGCAAUCCGUUAUGGGAUUUAAAGACCUUUCGAGGGGAAACAGUCUGCUUCAAGAAUAUAAUAUUUCCGAUGUUACCACGAAUGAUUUUCGGACUCUACUACAACACGCCAUUGAUUUACGGAUGUGAAAAAAGCGGUCUUUUCAAAGCGUUCAGCGACCACGUUCUGCACAGAUUGAAUGUACAGAGGCGUGAGAAAAAAAAUUCGAAUAUUCGAGUCACGCUUCUGAGCAGAGACACACAGUACAGGAGAAUACUCAACGAGGAUGAUCUUGUUGAGGCUUUGAAAAGGAAUCCCAACUAUAAAGUUAGAAAGGUAACUUACAACAAGAAUUUGUCAUUCAAAAAUCAACUACGGAUAACAAGGAACACUGAUAUUUUCAUCGGAAUACACGGUGCUGGGCUUACACAUCUGAUGUUUCUGCCAGAGUGGGCUGCAGUUUUUGAAAUAUACAAUUGUGAAGACCCAAGCUGCUACAAAGAUCUUGCUAGAUUAAGAGGUGUGAAGUACUUGACAUGGGAAAAUCUGGAAAAGUUGGUUCAAGAAGAUCCUGGAACACAUCCGGAUGGCGGAGCUCAUGCAAAGUUUACAAAUUACAGUUUUGAUGUCGAGGAAUUUCUGCGACUCGUAACUGUUGCAGAAAAGCAUGUUAAAAAUCAUAAAGCGUUCAAAGAUUUCAUCAAACAAUCAUCAAAAAAAAAUAUUACCUCUUACAAAAAUGUGCCCAAAGACGAGUUAUAAAAAAAAAAAAAAAUUAGAUCAAACCUGGUCAA